Messenger RNA from Cajanus cajan (pigeon pea), 842 nucleotides. The record is from RefSeq and is a predicted model, not a curated record. Lineage: Eukaryota; Viridiplantae; Streptophyta; Magnoliopsida; Fabales; Fabaceae.
CCCACAACUCCCCUCCCUAAAAAAUCAAGAAACCCACGACUUCUCUCUACAAAGAAACCCUUCGAAACCCUUUAAGCACCAUGACUUCCGCCGUGAAUCAAGAAACCCGCGACUUCCCCCUCCAAAGAAACCCUUCGAAACCCCUUAAGCACUGUGACUUCCGCCGUAAAUCAAGAAACCCAUGGCUUCCCUCUCCAAAGAAACCCUUCGAAACCCCUUAAGCAUCGUGACUUCCGCUGUAAAUCAAGAAAUCCACGGCUUCCCUCUCCAAAGAAACCCUUCGAAACCCCUUAAGCACCGUGACUUCCUCCAACGGCGAUGACGGGUGAGAGUCGUUCUCCGGAACCUUAAUGCUCGUGUAUGCUUGUGAGUUGUCUCUUGCCCAACUUGAUUUUUUUUCCUAGUGUUGUUUCCUGGUGUGGAAAACUGAAUGCUAUAGCUUGUGCUUCUGAAACGGGUGCAAGAAUUCCAAGUUUCUUCAUUUGUUGGUACUCUGAUCUAUGUGUCGUUACUCAGAAGAAGGUUUCGGAUAAGCUUUUGGACCAGACAAGUGUUUCACACCUCUUUCCCAUCACAAAGUACCUUGGUUUAUUGGCAACUGGCAUGACUGCUGAUGCUAGGACGCUGGUUCAACAAGCAAGAAAUGAAGCAGCUGAGUUUCGCUUUACAUAUGGGUAUGAGAUGCUAGUGGACGUAUUGGCUAAAUGCUCUGUUCCAUUGAUAGACUUAUAUUGUUGCAUUUAGAGCCAAACGAUGCUUCAAGUGUUCCUAAUACACCUUUGGAUGCAAGAGGAUCAUCUGGUGCUAGCAACCCUUAGAUUGCUUAUGAUGGAAUCUUUGGG